This is a messenger RNA of Exaiptasia diaphana, 2803 nucleotides long. Its product is annotated as coiled-coil domain-containing protein 157. The coding region runs from base 352 to 2748 and encodes 798 amino acids. Lineage: Eukaryota; Metazoa; Cnidaria; Anthozoa; Actiniaria; Aiptasiidae. The record is from RefSeq and is a predicted model, not a curated record. The transcript has 8 exons.
UGUUUUGUGUCCAAAUUUUAAACCGGAAUUUUCACAAACAUCACUCGAAAAUUUCUCGAAAACGAGGAAAUUAAGGUACAAGCUCAAGAACGCUCAAUCAAGAGAAAAACGUUCGUCUUUCUGUUCUUUGAGAAAUAAUUCUUUGAUGAAUGUAAAGAGCUAUUGAAAAAGUUUUGAACUUGCCCUGUCAAUUCACUAGAAAGAAGAUUUAGAUGUUUAUUUUUUAUCAAAAAAACAACCAGUUUCCCAGGCACACAAGAAGUUGAAGAAUCUUUUCUCAUUAAGAAUUCUACCAAGUUCACAAGACAUCAAAGGCUGUCCAUUCAGUUCGCGUGAUUUUCUCUCUCCUCCAUGGCACAUCUUCUUGGCUACGAAAGCUGCUUAGAUAGCCUGAGUCAAGAUGUUUCUGAUAUUCAGUCUGUGGUCAUGGAUAUUACAUCACGUGCUGGGCCAGUAAGGUCUCCAUCAUGGAAAUAUCCAGAUAAAAUAUCAAGUGAAUUAGACAUUGAUGAAUUACUUGAAAUGUACUGUCACUCAGAUGAUGAGGAUCACAGUAAAUUGUCACACAUUGUAUUAUUUGAACUGGUUAUUGAUAGACUGGUUCUGCUUCUACAAGGUGCGUCUCAAUUUGUGGAUCAGCUUCUMAGAUCGUCUGGYAAUGAAAAUCGACCAGGAAGUAGCAGGGUGAUGGGCUCGGCUAUCUCYGUUGGAUUGGUUGCUAAGAAGUUCUGGAGUAAAAUUGUCAAGAUUCAACAAACAACACAACAGAUCCAUUUUGAGACCAAGACAAAAGCAGAAACCCUAAGUAAAAUGGAGGAAACUAUCACAGAGUUAAGAGAUGAAGUAAAAAUGCUGAAAAAGGCUUUAGACAAGAAAGGAGAAGGAAGAAUUGUUAGUGGCAAGAUAAAAGGCAAAGGCAAAUCCUCAGCAACAAGCUCUGCAAGGUUUAUUCUUUCRCCAACUGAAAGCUUAUCUCUUAGAAGUCCCUCACCUGCGAAUGAUGUAACACUCUCUGUUGAAGAUGUGGCAUUGGCUAAAACUCUACAAGAAACCUCCACACAGACCUAUGACACAGCUUUCAUUCCAUGUGAAGCUUGUUCAAGGACUCAAAAACAUCUUAUUGAUGUUGGAAAUAUGGUGAUGAGUCUUUGUGAGUCUCAAGGUCUACCAUCUUCKCUAGCAAAACAGAAGAAACUAUUAAGAAAGUCCCUCAUGGCKGCCGCUGACAUAUCACGAUGGACUUCWGAACAAAACCAAGAUCUUGCAAGAAUAAAYAACCAUCUUGAUAACUUAUAUGCACAAAUAAAUCCACUUGARUCGAAGUUGAAAAAYUCWCAAGACAAUUGUAAACACCUUGAACAGCAAGUCCAGGGACUUGAAGAUGAAUUGGUUGUGGAGAAAAAUGAAGGAUUAAAGAGAGAAGAAGCUGUGAAAAUGGAGUUUCAGAAAGUAGUUGAKGAAAAAGAGUUUCUUUUGGCUGGUGCUAAUGAUGUGAACAAGCAACUGAAACAAGGGAACGAAGUUUUGCAGGAGAAAACAGAGGAACUAAGUGAAACUUUAACAAAGCAGAGAGAAAAGCUYUCAGAACUUGAAAAGCAAAACUUUCAAUUAAAGACGAACUUGGAAACUGAAAGUAACGAAGUUAAAAGGUUGAGAAAAGUUGAUGAAGAUAUUCUCAACUUGAAAGUAGAGCUCAACGAGGUGCAAAUUAAGUUGCGAGAAACUUCAUUAGAACUUGAUAAAACUCAAGCCAAAAAUCGUUCUCUGGUUAAACAUGAACAGGCACUUCAAAGCAAACACGAUGCACUUUUACAAAGAGUUGACGACUUGGAUAAUGAAUGCGAAGACUUAAGAGACCGUUUAAUGGAGGCAGAAGGCGAAAGGGAUGAUCUUCAAGACGCUUUGGACAAUAAAGAGCAGCUGCAUACAGAACUCAAMAGUAAACUUGAAGAAAACAAGAAAAUUAUCGACGAUAUUCAAGAGGAGAAGAAAUCCUUACUCGAAAAUUUGAAAGAACUUCAAGAGAACUGUCAAAAGCUUCAAGAUCAAAUUCGUGAAAACGAAGAAAAAAUGAAGAUUUUGGCUGAUUAUCCAGCAAUGGACACAGAAAACAAUUCAAAAAAUAGCGUAAAAGAUGGCCGGGACGUUACAGAAAUGGAUGUAGUCAAAGACAUGGAACGUCAAGUUAUGGCAAAUAAUAUAAGAAUUUUAAUGUUGGAAGAGCAAAAUGAAAAAUUAAGAAAGUCUAUAACUUUGUUGAUAUCUGCAGCAGAAAAUGACCAAAGGAGAACACCUCAAAAUCCUGUUAGUUUGUGGAAGUCUCAAAGCACAGACAAAGAACGACGCCCAUCUUCAAGAGCGUCUGGUACAGGRUGUUACAUUGAUGACAAAARCACAACUGCUUCGUUYACAAUCCAACCACGACCUCCUUCAAAACCACGAAAAGACUCCGCAAAAUCACGUCAAAAAAGCCCUAAUGUCAAACUAAUAGAGAAGCGAAAUUCAGUUUCAUUGAGYUCAAAAUUAGCGUCAAGCAGMAAGCAAAGUAGACAUUCUGACAGACAAACCGAGUGGGACCUCGGUCCCCCCAUCGGUGCUGCAACAAAAGCGGGCCGUGCUACAAGUCCUAGUGGGUACUCUGCGAUGGAGGUGUUUAUGUGUAAUAGCUGUGAUAAAAUGUAYCAUAGCCAAAAAGACUUGGAUAUUCAUAAAUCGUUUUGUUAUGGGAAUAUCACCGGUUUGUCUUAGGAUAUUUUGUAUUUUACACAGUUCUAACAAUUGAAUAAAAGACUAAUCAAAUUUA